Metopolophium dirhodum (rose-grain aphid) is the source of this 2636-nucleotide messenger RNA. RefSeq lists its product as uncharacterized. The record is from RefSeq and is a predicted model, not a curated record. The coding region runs from base 1047 to 1844 and encodes 265 amino acids. Lineage: Eukaryota; Metazoa; Arthropoda; Insecta; Hemiptera; Aphididae. The transcript has 3 exons.
GUUAUAUAUAAAUUACUUUAUUCACAAUAAUAUCAUCAAAUAUACUAGGUAAUAUCAUAGGCUGACUGACCGUUUUCGCUCAGAAUCGUUUUUCUUAUACAAUGAUAUUAUAUCGUUGAAUUCAAAUUUAACACCAUCCAUUACAGUCACCCACUUGUAACCUAAUGUACAGCACAGAGACACCCACUUAUCCACCUUUUUUAAGGAAUUGUGCUUAGGCAAUUCAUUCGUCUCUGUUCGUUUUUGUGUGUGUAGUAAAUGAUCAUUAGUGUAUGUAUACUUCCCACCAAUCACCUGCAUUAUACAUAUUACGCAGGCACCAUGCACAUGUAAUUUUGUCAUUAGAUCAAAAUAAUCAAAACCAAUUUAUGGACGUGGAAUAGUUAGCUAUACGCCUGCCAAUAUUUUAAGUACUUCUAAAGCUUCGAUUUAAAAAAUGUAUAAGAUUUUUCAAUGCAUAAACUAGAUUACUAUGCCUCAACCGGAACACUUUUUCAAUUUUAACAAAUCAUUGACGGGAAUAGACAUUUUAAAUGUUAUACAUUUUUAAAAAUUUAUAUUAAAUGUAUUAAAAACUAUUAAAAAUAUUAAAAUAUUGAAAACAUGCACCGACCGAUGCUCAGUAAACUCCACUCAACAAUUUUUUUAAUUAUUUUAAUCGAACCACUAAGUACCUUAAUUGUUCUCAGUCGCUAAGGUCAUUUUGUUUUAAAAUUUUUGUUAAAAAAUUGAUAGACUUUGCAGGUGCUUUAACAUAAUCCUUAUAUGUGAAUAUGCGAUAACCCCGAUGUCAUAUUAUACACUUACCCCCAAUAUAUGCAAAAUACAAUUUCAUACUUUAACCCUCUAAAAACUAACACUCUGCAGUUGUUUUGCCCAUAUGCAAACCCGGAUAUUGUACAUCAAGUUUUAUUUGUAAAAUCACUGGUUUGUAAUAAAGUUUUUGUGAGAACUUUAUAUUUGGUAUAAUUGAACACCUAUACUUUGGUGGAAUUUUCUUAAUUAAAAAAAAACUCGUAAAUCGUUACAUAUUGCAGUUCAAAAAAAUGUAUUAUAAUACAAUCGUUUCUCUUGACACGUUAUACAGGCAACUCAGUCAAGAAAAAGAUCAAAUGGCUCGGGAAAUUGACUUGGAAAAACAAAAGAAGAAACGGCUUUCGUGCCACAACGAAGAACUGCAGUGGAAACUGAAAAAGAGCACCGAAGUAGCUAAUCAUUUAGCUGUUUCAACAAAGAGAUUGAGUCAAACAACGCAAGACCUUGCAGCUAUGAGAGAGGCACAAAACAACUAUCAGAAACUAUGCAGCAGGAAGAGUUCCAAUUCGGAAAACAGCGGUGACGAGGACACGAUGACUAGCCAACUGGUGGAGGUAGACUCGGAGGCGCCGGCCCGGAUACUGGGAGUGAUGAAGAAGAACGAUUCGCUGUCGUACGUGUUCGAGGUGGAAGAGAAACCGUCGGAUAUCGCCACUCGGCUGGUGCGCCGGGCCAGCAGUCUGCGGUCGGUGGGCAAGUCACGGACGCGUGCGCGCGGACCGACUGGCGGCGAGAAGCGGUCCCGGGCCAGAUCGCAGUCGGGCGGCGGGUCGUCCGACAAGUCGGUGGAACUGGACUCGGCGCUCACCCGGAACCUGGACGAACUGUUCGCGCCCGGCCCGAACGACCGGUACCUGAGCGGCUGUUUCACGUGCAGCUCGGACUCCUCCAACUCGUCGCCGGAGCACCACCUCCACAACGUGGUGCAGACCUACGAACAGAACCACGGUCCGUCCUAUGUACAGGUGGUCGCCGAGCAGACCGGCGGUGGUGAUAAGGCCCAGGGCAGUGGGCUGACCAUCGUCUGAGAAGAUAAUAUUUUGGUCGUCUUCGUACGGAUGGGUGACGGGAGGGAUGGAAGGAAAGUCCUGAGGGAUAGAUCCUUAUAAUAUCAUGUUCGCGCACAAUACGCAUUCUCUGUUAGACUUAUUUUUCUCUCGUUAGAUUGUGCCAAAUACCGUAAGAAAGUUGUUCACAAUUCACAAUCCAUGUUUAUAUUAUAAUUUUAUAAUGUGUGUUUAAUGUAAAAAUCAAAAUACCUUUUACUUUUUACCGCUAACGUCGUUUUGAAUUUUUAUUACGAUUUUAUUUUGUUUUACAAAAGCGCGAGCGUGUGUGUAUUUUUUCUCUAGUAACUCUUAAGACUGAAUUCUUUAAAAAAAAAAAAAAAAUUGACCGAGUCUUGGGGAGAAUUUUUUUUUUUUUUUUGAAAAUGUGUCAAGAGAACAUAAUAAUUAUUAUUUUUUUAAUUGUAUCGCUUACACAGUGUAACUAUGUUUUUAUUUUAAGAUUUAAAUGUUUAUAAUGUAGUCUAACGUUUUAUUUAUUUUUUAGUAUUAGUUUCCGCGAGAUAGAGGUAUGCCACCUUCAUUUUAUUUAAAUUCCCCGUGACCAUUAUACCAUAUUACUUAAAUCUUGUGACUUACGCGUCUUACUGCGCUGCGUCAUUGUUAGUCUUUACUGUUGUAAUUUAUUUAUAUUUUUUAAAACAAUACUGCACAACAAAUCGUGUAACUUAACAGUUUGACUAGCUUUCAUUUGUGUUGUAUAAUUUUGACUUGUCUGACCAAAUAUAAGUUAUCUGAUGCUUUAUGUGUCAA